UCCCGCGUCCGCCGCUGCUGCUGAGAGACCGAAGCGCUCUCUGAGGCUGAACCCGCUCCCCACAUCUCCUGCUCCAGCAGCAGCAGCGUGCGCAGUCGCUUUCAGGAGAGCAUAGAUGUGCAAACCCCCUGGAAUAUCCGCACACUGGAGAGGCCGGAACCAACCGCCGUGGAGGACAGCUUCCAUUCAGCCGUGAGAAGGGACCGAGCCACGGGGAAGGCAUGGCGGUAGAGGAGGAAGGUCUUCGGGUUUUUCAGAGCGUCAAAAUAAAAAUAGGCGAAGCAAAAAACAUCCCCCCAUACCCAGGGCCCAACAAGAUGAGGGACUGUUACUGCACAGUCAACCUGGAUCGAGAAGAGGUCUUCAGGACUAAGAUCGUAGAAAAGUCACUCUGUCCCUUCUACGGAGAGGAUUUCUACUGCGAGAUCCCGCGCACUUUCAGACACCUCUCCUUCUACAUCUUUGACAGGGACGUGUUCAGGAGGGACUCAAGCAUUGGCAAGGUCGCGGUGAAGAAAGAGGACCUGCAGAAAUAUCACGGCAAAGACACCUGGUUUCAGCUGCAGCCUGUCAGUGCCGACUCAGAGGUGCAGGGAAAGGUGCACCUGGAGCUGCGUCUGAGUGAAGUUAUCACUGACAGUGGAGUCAUCAGCCAUAAACUGGCAACUAGAGUGCUGGAGUGCCAAGGUCUUCCGAUCAUCAAUGGUCAGUGUGAUCCCUACGCAGCUGUCUCCUUACUCGGUCCUUCCAGGUCAGAAGCUAAGAAGACCAAAGUGAAGAGGAAAACUAACAAUCCCCAGUUUGAGGAGGUUUUUUACUUUGAGGUUACGCGGCCAUUAAGCUACACAAAGAGGCAGUUUGAUGUUGAAGAGGAGGAUGUUGACAAACUAGCGCUGAGGGUGGAUCUGUGGAACGCCAGCAAUCUGAAGUUCGGGGACGAAUUCCUGGGAGGCGUGCGCGUCCCUCUGCGGGUCCUGGGCCAAGCUGGUGUGCACGAUGCCUGGUACUUUCUGCAGCCCCGGGAGAAUGGCGGGAAGUCUGUAAAGGUGGAGGACCUGGGCUCUCUGCGCUUGAACAUCGUUUACACCGAGGACCACGUCUUUCCCUCCGAACACUACAACCCCCUCAGAGACCUGCUGCUGGACUCUGCCAACGUGGAGCCUGUGUCUGCGUCCACCGCUCAUAUCCUGGGGGAGGUGUGUCGGGAAAAACAGGAAGCCGCCAUUCCGCUUGUCCGUCUCUUUCUCCACUAUGGCAAAGUAGUGCCUUUUAUCAGCGCCAUCGCACACGCUGAAGUCAACCGCACACAGGAUCCAAACACCAUUUUCCGGGGAAAUUCAUUGACUUCCAAAUGUAUCGACGAAACCAUGAAGCUGGCAGGGAUGCACUAUCUACAAGUCACACUUAAGCCAAUCGUAGAUGAGAUCUGCACCGAACACAAACCCUGUGAAAUCGAUCCUGUCAAGCUCAAAGAGUCAGAGAACUUGGAGACGAACAGGGAGAACCUCCGCCAGUACGUGGACCGGAUCUUCAAUGUCAUCACCACCUCUGGGGUCCGCUGUCCCACCGUCAUGUGUGACAUCUUCUUCUCCUUAAGAGAGUCCGCCGCCACUCGUUUCCAAGUUGACCAAGACGUCCGAUACACAGCAGUCAGCAGUUUCAUCUUCCUCCGCUUCUUCGCCCCAGCUAUUCUCUCCCCUAACCUGUUCCACCUGCGCCCCCACCAUCCAGAUCCUGCUACCUCCCGAACCCUCACCCUCAUCUCAAAGACGAUCCAGACGCUGGGAAGUCUUGCCAAAUCUAAAUCUGCCAACUUCAAAGAGUCCUACAUGGCUUCCUUUUAUGACUACUUCAAUGAGCAAAAAUAUGCAGACGCUGUAAAGAAUUUCCUGGACCUGAUUUCCACUUCUGGCAAAUGGGAUCAGAAGAGCAUUGAAACGCCAAUCAUGCUCAAAGAGGGGAGUUUAAAGGUCACUAUAAAGAGGGUUGAUGCUAAGGGGUCUAAAGGCACGAAGGGCAGGUUUAUGAUUAAGCGAGCUCAAGGAAGGAAACGGUUUGGAAUGAAAAACUUCAAGAAGAGAUGGUUCCGCCUCACCAAUCAUGAGUUCACCUACCACAAAACCAAAGGUGAGGGAGCUCUCUGCAGCAUUCCUAUAGAAAACAUCCUGGCUGUGGAGCGGCUGGAAGAGGAGUCUUUCAAAAUGAAAAACAUGUUCCAGGUCAUCCAGCCAGAGCGAGCUCUCUACAUCCAGGCCAACAACUGCGUGGAGGCCCGCGACUGGAUCGACAUCCUGACCAAAGUGAGCCAAUGCAACCGCAAACGUCUGAGCACUUACCAUCCCUCAGCCUACCUCAACGGCCACUGGCUCUGCUGUAAGCACUCAGCAGACACGGCUCCUGGGUGUACGCCGUGCACUGGGGGUCUCCCGGCAAAUAUCCAGCUAGACGUUGAUGGAGACAGAGAAACGGAGAGAAUUUAUUCCCUCUUUAGCACAUAUAUGACCAAGCUGAUCAAGAUGCAAGAGGCUUGUGGCAGUAAGUCGGUAUAUGACGGGCCAGAGCAGGAAGAGUACUCCAGCUUUGUCAUAGAUGACCCUCAGGAGACCUAUAAGACCCUGAAGCAGAUCAUUUCAGCCGUGCAGACCUUGGAGCAACAGCACACCAAGUACAAACGGGACAAGUUCAAGAAGACAAAGAUAGGCAGCCAGGAACAUCCUAUUGGAGACAAGAGUUUUCAGUGCUAUGUUCACCAGCAGGCUGAAAACUCCACCUACUCUAUCUAACACUGGCUCAAUAUGUUUUAUUUUUGCUCCAAAUUUUGCCAGAAGCAGCAUACUUUUCCAAACUCUGGGGAAGUGCACCCAAACAGACCCAGGAUUCUAGUGUCGACUUUUAAUCUUUCUAUUUUUUUUUCUAAAGAAAAUGAGAUUGUGUCCAUGCCAAAAAACUCUGAAAGAUAACUCUGACUCUGUUGGGGGUGGCAGCAAGUGACUCCUGAUUAGCCGAAUCGCUCAGCUUCAGCUGCCAAAUUUGAACGGACGAAUCUCCAUCACAUCAAGCCUGGAGAAAAAUCUCCAGGUGAGAGGGGGAAACAUGGAGGACCAGCUUUGAGAAGGGGAAAGAUAAAGAUACAGCACAAGCUCAUCUGUGAUGUGAUGAGAGAUCAAAUUUUUUCACUGGACAGUUCGGACAGUGACCAACAUGCACUUUAAAUGCCUCUGGAUUCAUGGAAGAACAAACUUUGCUGCAGACUUUCAGAAAGCUUUUUUUUUGCCUGGUUAUUUUUUUUUUAUAUAUUGUUGAAAUGAUCUGUUGUAUUUGUUACAUAACUGACCAAACUUCAGAGAACAGGAAGGAAUCAUUUUUUUUCCACUUUUCAGGUUUCUUUUUAGGCUUUGCCCUGAGCCGAUUGACCAAGCAACACAAGAAAGGGAUCACUGGGCCCAAACUAAAAGAAGGCAUGAUGGGAAUUGCACAUCUCCCAAUGCACAUAUUGUCUUUUAAAGCCUUGUCAUCAUCAUGCUGAGCCUCAUUGUCUUUAAGGGACAAUAAGUUUCUUCUUGGCCUAUUUAAAUGUUUGGAUGAGUUUGUGGAUUCGUAGUUGAGGCCUCAGUUAAAACCAGCUUCUGGGAAUAGAAGGAGAAAGGAAGACCUCAAAACCGGUUUCGUUUCCAAAACAGACAGCCAGGGUAGGGUUAAAAUCCUUAUGGUACGAUCAAUCUUGUGUACCAAAAUUAACCCCUUGAUACCAGAAUUUAUUUCCAAAUAGGAAAAAAACUCUGUUUUUUUGGUUGUUGUUUUUUGCUUUCAGGUAGAUGCUAAAUUAAGGUAAUUAUGGAGCGGGAGCGGUUUGGUGCAUAUUUGCAUCAAUAGGCAUCAAGACAUUAAAAAGAAAAUUGUUCGUAACAGAAAAGAAACAGCCCUAAGAAUACGUCAAAUUCAGCCACAAUAUGUGAAAAUAUAUACAGAUUUUUGGUCUUGUUCUUUGGACAUGAGAAAGGCGCUUUUUUAAAUAGUACCACAACGUGAUGCAAUGCAGAACUGAAGAUUUUAUGGCAGCAGAGUUGAACAGAAGAAGAAACCCAUGCAGGAGUUUCCAAAACUAGCUUUCGGCCUGUUUUUGUUGCACUCAACUUCUGUAAAUGUCGUUCCAUAAUGUCCUAACUUUAUUGACACCCAUCCAAACAUUCUCAGUGCAUACUUUGUCCAGUUUGUGGUCAAAGAUGGAAACAUUUUAUUGGAUAGGAUACAGGGUACACCACACAGACUAAGGAAGCACCAGUUAGCGCAGCGUGACUGCUGCAAAAUAGAAGAAUUGUGCCGUUUCAGUGAAUAUGUUGAGUCUUCAGUGAAAGAACCCAGCAGGGACUUCCACCAGGAACCUUUUGCUCCAUGCAUUUAACAUUAAUUAAAAUGUUCACAUUGAUUUUCUGGUAAAACCUAUUACACCUAAAGCAAAAAAGUUCACAUUCCCCCCGCCUCCUCGCCGCUCUGCUUCAGCUCUGCAGCUGCUCUCGUCUAAGAGAAAGUUUCAUCCUCUGGGGGGUGUUUUCGUAAAUUUUCUAAAGGUAUUUUUGCUGAGAAACACUGACAGCUGGAGCAGAACUCUGAUCUUACAUCUCCAAGUCAUCAGGCCAAAAAAAUCCCUUGCAGCUCAGGCUCAUGUUACAGGUACACGUUAGAAGCAAAAAUCAAAGGUUCUGCUGUCGUGAAGCUAAUAAUACAGCAAAAAGCAAAUUAUAAAAGUUAUUUUUUCAACAUUUUGAUUAAUUCUCUAACGUUUUUGCAAAACUUUGAGAAGUCUGCAUCCUUAGGAAAAAUUUGUUGUAGGUACAGGAUGCUAAUUGAUUGCAUUGCUCCAUUCUAUCCAAAGGCAGGCGCUCUAUCUGACUAACUUUUGCCAAACCAUUGAUUGCAUGUGAAGUAUAGAUGUACUUAGCGUGCCAGUGGACCAGUCUGCAAGCUACAUGUGAAUUUUGUGUUCUCCAUAAGUAUAUUUGUGUUUUAGCCUCAUGGGGCAAUCCCUAGAAAGCAGGAUCCCAACCAGUGCCAGUCAUCACUUUUUUAGGAUCUAUUUAAGGAAAAACAAACAAAAAAAGUCAUCGUUAAGAAUUUUUUAUAUAUAUAUAAUUAAGCUCAUGUCUAAACUGUUUCAAAAACAGUUGACCAAUAGUUUUAGAAAUGUGUUUUUUCUGUGUCAAAUGGGUUGAACAAUUCAGGUGAUUUUCAACAGUUUUGACUCAUUUUUUCUCUAUAUUUGUCACACAUAUCUUGAGAUGAAUGGCUGAGGAGAGUGCAUGUUGUGUUUGAAAGUGUGAUUGAGCCAACCCAAGAAGUUACAGGUUCUGUCCCACGGGCCAAUUGCCACUUGUUAAUACCACCACUGCCUGGUUUUUAUGGUAAAACAAUGUUUCUCCUUUGUGAUCUGAUUCCACGCCCUCUUUUCAGUUUUGAUGUCCAGUCAACACAAUGAUGAAAGUGUUAAUUUUUUUCUCCUAAAGUGUCUUCAGUGUGUGUUUUUGGCAGUUACUAACUCUCCUCAGGUGUGUGAAGCUCAUAUUUAUUGUCAUGUUCUGGUUUUAAAAAAACUUUCACGAUUAUCUUCUAAUCUCUGAGUUUUUGCCGUGACAUCAGUUCCAGUAAAUGCUCCAUCGUUUUUCUUUCUUUUCUCGACACCCACAAUUUCGGGAAAGAGUUAUGCAAUACAGAUGAUAUGCAAUAAUGUCCCAGUUUAAACAUUUCACUCCUGCAGACUUUUUUCCAGACAAACCAGUCAUAUAAAGGGAGAACAGUGUAUUUUGUACAAAUAUUUUAAAAGUAUUAAAAUAAGUGUGUUAAAUGUGUAUAUAAAAACAGCUGAAUGAAAGAGUGAAAGAGUGAUGUUUUUUGCCCUGAGAAACUAAAUGAAACUGACAUUAA
Molecule: messenger RNA, 5919 nt
Organism: Oryzias latipes (Japanese medaka)
Lineage: Eukaryota; Metazoa; Chordata; Actinopteri; Beloniformes; Adrianichthyidae
Gene: rasa3
Product: RAS p21 protein activator 3
Biological process (GO): negative regulation of Ras protein signal transduction; regulation of GTPase activity; intracellular signal transduction
Molecular function (GO): GTPase activator activity
Source: RefSeq, a predicted model, not a curated record